Messenger RNA from Cavenderia fasciculata, 5163 nucleotides. It is a transcript of the gene gefN, whose product is annotated as Ras guanine nucleotide exchange factor. Gene Ontology annotation, molecular function: protein binding; guanyl-nucleotide exchange factor activity. Gene Ontology annotation, biological process: Ras protein signal transduction; positive regulation of GTPase activity. The record is from RefSeq and is a predicted model, not a curated record. Bases 1 to 5163 code for a protein of 1720 amino acids. The transcript is spliced from 6 exons. NCBI's taxonomy places the organism in Eukaryota, Evosea, Eumycetozoa, Acytosteliales, Cavenderiaceae. Gene Ontology annotation, cellular component: plasma membrane.
AUGACGAUGAUAUUAAAAUUGAAACAUUUCCAAACACCUCCUUUCCUUGCAGUAAAAGAAAAGAUAGUUGUCAAAUUUGAUUCUUCUUGUUCAAGAUUAAAAGAAAAAGAAGAACAAGAAGAGGAAGAAGACGAGGAAGUAGAAUUAGUUUCUUUUCUAAGAGACAAGGAAAAGGCGAACCAACUACAAAAACAACAACAAGAUAAUAUAUACUACAAUAACAACCAAAAUAACAACUAUAACAACAACACAUCAAUGAUGAUGAUAAAUCAUAGUCACCACAAUGGCAGUGGCAGUGGUGUUAUAAAUAUAAAUAUAGGCACGAAUAAUAAUGAUAGUCGCGAAUUGGAAAUAUUGGAUUUGUCACGUCAAAGGUUACGUGAAAUUCCUUAUUUCCCAGAUUAUGCAUCGUUGCGUACAUUGAUUGCAUGCGAUAAUUUGGUGAGUCAAUUGACAGUGGCGUUUAUCGAAGGUACUCCCAACUUGCAAGUUGUGGAUUUGAGUGCCAACACGUUGGCCAGUCUGCCCGAAGAGAUUUAUUUGUGGGCGAGUGUGACAGUGCUGCGUCUCGACAAAAACUAUCUGACCGAGCUACCACAGUCACUCAGUCGCAUGCCGCUGGAACAACUCAGCGUCUCCAACAACCAACUCACUCACAUCCCCAACUUCACCCACAUGCCCAAUCUCCGUUACCUCUGUAUUUCACAAAACAGUCUGCUGUCGGCAUCGGUCCACCGUAUUUAUUCAUACCUCUAUCCAUCGAGUUCACCCCAUACACUAUUACGUGGGUUCUCGUCUACGCCAUCAUCCCUAAUGGAUCAUCUUAGUGGUAUCCAUGCCAACACUAAUAAUAAUAAUAAUAAUAAUAAUAUUAAUAAUGCAAAUACAAAUACUACUACUGGCAUACUCCACCACCCGUCUACCAUGACGACGGCAUCGAUAUUCAUACGCGAGGAGAGAGCCAGUGGCAAUGGAGGAUCGUCGUCAUCUUCACCGUCCAACCUCACCUCUCCACUCAUGGUCAAUCAGCCAACCCAUCAACAACAACAACAACAACAACAACAAUACUCUGGUGGCGGUAGAUACCUUACUACCACAAAUACUGGAGGUGGACCAACAUCCAAGUUACCAACACAAACCACAUCCAUCAACGUGUCACCACUCCACUCACCAACACAUUCAGAGCACAACUCAUUAAAUAUGAAAAAAAAUUAUAUUGUAACAAUACCAUCAGAUAUUCAAAAAUUGAUUAAAUUAAAGAGAUUGGAUUUAUCAAAUAAUGCAAUCACUCAUCUACCAGAAGCAUUGAGUAACUUGAAAUGCCUCAGUUCGAUCAAUGUUGGCAACAAUAAAUUGGGAACAUCAAACACCAUCGAAUACCUCGCCCGCAUCGACUCGCUCACAAAAAUCAAUCUAAAAUCCAAUCUUAUCGUUCAUUUCCCAACAUCACUCUUAUCACUCUCCAAAUUAAGUUCUCUUUAUUUGGAUAGUAACGAAAUUUCAAUUCUACCUGAAUUAAAAUCUUGUAAAUCGUUAACUGAUUUUACUAUUGAAAAUAACAAAUUAAUUAAUGAACCAUUAUCACCACAUUUCAAUCAAGAAUCAUUGUAUAUUUAUAAUCCAAUUCAUACUCCAUUGUCACAAUCCCAACAUAGUUCCUCUCAAAAUACUAGUAGUGGUAAUUUAAUGAAUAUCAAGGAUAUGGUUAUUACUACUGCUACUACUACUUCUACACCAACCAUUAUAACUCCUAAAGGUAUUAUUACUACUACGACUUGUAAAAUAACUACUCCAGUUGUGAUACACCCUAGUAUUGUGGUGGUAGAGACAACACCAUCAUCAUUGUCCAAUUCAAUUGUAAAUUCACCUUCAUCUUCAAACAAUGCACUUUCAACUCCGACAUCACCAUUAUCAAUCUCAAAGAAACCUCCUAAACCAUUACCUGUCGUUCCAAACAACUCACACCACUCAUCAUCGACACUGCGUGGCAAUAAUAAUAAUAACUAUGGAGGUAAUCUAACAAAGUCUUCGACAACCCCGUCACUCUCUGAAAAGCCGAUUGUACCACCACUCAAACUAAAACCUUUGGAUGAGUCACAACCAAUGUUUUUCUGUUCACCAAGUCAACAAUUAAAUAGUGGUAAUAGUGGUAGCAGCAAGUCUGGUGGUGGGUCUGUAUCUGGGUUGAGUGGGUGUCGUGUCAGAUCAUUUACAUCGUAUGAUUAUCCUACAUCAAUUGAUUCGUCGCGUGCCAAGGAUGGAGGACGUGAUAUUUCUAGCCAGGAUUUAGCCAUGUCACACUAUGAAGGUGGGUUCCUCGAACGUACCAUGUCAUCAUCUAGUGACGGCGAGUUUCCAUGGCCGUCGGAUGAGAUUGAUGGUGGUGGUGGCAUAACUAGUAGCACGAGUAUUGGUAGCGGACUGGCCAACAGCACGAGCGGACACUUUAUCGGUACCCAAAAGGUCACUUCUCCCAACACCGAGCGUACACGUCCUAGAUCAUUCACCAAAUUCACCUCUGACAUUUUUAGUCGUGCCAAACAUUCAAUUAAAUCAAACUCUAAGAAAGAAAAGGAAAAGGACAGUACGAGUAGUAGUAGCAACAAAUUUAAUUCAAUCUUCACACCAAGAAGGGACAGGGAAAAGGAAAAAGAUAGGGACAGGGAUUUGACGACAACCCUUGCACCAAUGUCCCCACACGCAUUUAUUAAAAGUGAUGAUAAUAGUAGUAAUAAUGGGUUGGUCAUUAGCUCACCAUCAACACCUCGUCAUGGGUUCCCAUCUUUUGAACGUAAUGGUAGUCACCCGUCAAUUAAACGUGAUAAUAGUACUCUAUCGUCACUUGAUCAUGACCACCAUCAUGUUGGCAAUUACAGUCACAACAAUAGUAUAGAUGAUUUCUCAACUAUGAUACCUCAUCAUGGCAACAACAACAACAACACCAAUAAUAGAUACUCGGAUGAGUUUACUAGUCCUCCCAUCUCCCAAUCAAUGCCUGUUUGCGGACAGUCACUCCUAGAGAAAAGUAUGUCUAAUCAAGACGAGGAAAUGAUGUUGUUUGGCUGCGGCGGACAAAACAACACUACACCCCAACUACUCAACGCUUCAUCUGUCAACAUUCAACAUAAUGCUCCCAAUACAUCUCGUGUCUAUCUCAAAUCACCUUCUAUUGAAGGUAACGGUAGUGGUAGUAACAGUAAUAAUAGUAGUACUGUUGGUAGUCCAGCUGCUGGCAACAAUAAUAAUAGUAAUAAUAAUAAUCAACAAGUAUCAGGAAUGAGAAUCAAGAUGGAAUUUGUUGAUGAGAUCUAUGAUGAUAAGAAUCAACCUGUCAGCUAUUGGAAAAAACGUUUGAGUGGGUUGGUCAAUGCCAAUGGACAGAUGAACAAGUCUAGUACGAACCUACUCACACCAAAUAGCAAGAGUGGGUCGGAUAGAUCAUCGGGUCUGCAAUCAUCCAUCUCGUCGUCAUCGGUGCAACAACAACAACAGUACAACCAGUAUGCUGCACAACCCAAGGUCAAAAAAUCAAAGGAUUUGAAUGUAGGUUCGUUGCAGUAUGGAUCAUUAUUAUCGACUUCACAGAGCAACUUGAGCUCGUUUUUAGGGUCGACAGUAGCUGCUGGAGACAAUGCAAAUAAUCCAAGUAUUGGUGGAGGUGUGUCUCCAUCAUCGUAUGCUGGUAGUAACCCACUCGCUGCAAGUACUAGUAGUAUCCCUUACAAUAAUAACAAUGGUGGUGGUGGAAAUGGUGGUGGUGGUGGAAUAGGAUACAUGCUCAAAGAAUCAACAUCCAACACCAACUUAAACUCAAAUCUUGAUGGCGAUGACUUUAUCAGAGACCUCAUGUCUAGUUAUGUUAUUAAUCAAGACAUUGAAUUUACGUCAGAGGAAGGAGUACCAAAGAUUAAAACAGCCUCUCUCAAAAUGUUGGUUAAUCUACUGACCCAUGAAAAGGGACAAAGUAAAGAUUUGGAAAACUGUUUCUUUGACACUUACAAGUUGUUUACCAAUGUAGAAUCGAUUGUUGCAUUGUUGCAAGAACGAUUCUAUCAAACUGCCAAAGGAACGGGUAACGCAAGUCUGAUCAAGCUUAAAGUGAUACGAUUUGUACAUCGUUGGGUCGAUCGCAACUGGGACGACUUUUUAGACAAUAGCCCGACGACCGACGAGCCAUACACUACACGUCUCAAAGAUUUUGUAAAGGUGUGCCAAGAUACAGUGGAAAAGGGGUUCUCGGCUUCAUUCUCCCUCAAGACAGAGUUGAGUAACCUCGCCAAGUUUACAGACAUCAAGUCUGACCCAGACUAUUUUGACGAUGGCAGUAUGGGAGAGUGGGAGCAGCCACCUCCCAUCCCAGACUUCCAGUUCCAAGAGACACUCGUAUUACUCGAUCUCAAGUCACACGAGAUAGCCCGUCAACUCACAAUGAUCGAUCAUUCACUACUCCACAAGAUUACCAAGCGCGAGUUACUCGACUAUUGCCAGAGUCAAUCAAACCCACCCCAAUCCAUCGUCGCAGUCACCAAUCGAUUCAACUUUAUCAGUCGUUGGGUGGCAAGUGAAAUAACAAGUUGCACAACCGUAGAAAAAAGAGUUUCAUUAAUCUUUAAAUUUAUUAAUAUUGCUCUUAAUUGUUGGUAUUUAAAGAAUUUUAAUAGUACAACAGCAAUUAUUGCAGGUAUGAAACAUGGAGCAGUAUGUAGAUUCAAGACAACAUGGUAUUAUGUGAACCAGACAAAGGCGGGAAUAGUAUUCCAAGAGUUGGAGGAAAUGAUCUCACCAACAUCGAUUGCCAAGUUUAGAAAGAUCCAAGACUCUGUUGAGCCACCAUCGGUACCUUAUUUGGGUAGUUAUUUCAAUCACUUGAUUGGUAUUGGCGAAGGUAACAAAUCAGUCAAUAGUAACGACCAAAUCAACUUGAUCAAAUAUGAAAUGAUUGGCAAGAUCUUGUCAAAGUUGCAUGCCUUUCAAGAAAAGAAAUACAAUCUUACAACUGUCGGUGUUCUCCAAAACUUCCUCAACAAUGGUUUACAAUGGGAUGAAAAUCAAUUGUACAGUGCAGCUGGCAAUCGUGAUGAAAAGGUUGAUAGUCAACUUUUAGAACCAAAUGGAAAAUUCUCUUUAGUAAACGACUCGACUUGUUAUAUACUAUCUCAGUAA